This is a messenger RNA of Dunckerocampus dactyliophorus (ringed pipefish), 4823 nucleotides long. Its product is annotated as G-protein coupled receptor 22-like. Gene Ontology annotation, molecular function: peptide binding; G protein-coupled receptor activity. The coding region runs from base 474 to 1958 and encodes 494 amino acids. Gene Ontology annotation, cellular component: membrane. Gene Ontology annotation, biological process: G protein-coupled receptor signaling pathway. NCBI's taxonomy places the organism in Eukaryota, Metazoa, Chordata, Actinopteri, Syngnathiformes, Syngnathidae. The record is from RefSeq and is a predicted model, not a curated record. The transcript has 2 exons.
AAGUAUCUUCUGUAAGGUCUUCCUCAAGCACAAAAGCAUAAAGAGACAUUCGUUUUUGGAGCUUGCAAUGACUUAUGUUGAUGCUUUUAAAAGGCACCGCCCCCUCUUCUAUCGUGUCCUCUGCUGUGUGCAUCCAUCAGGACAGUGAGCGGUGUGCAGUCUUCUGUGUCGGUCCACGCGUCCCACGGAGGUGAGCUGAUCUUAGCUGCGUGGUUCUCAGGUGGCGAGGGGCGUCCUACAGUGAAUCCGCUGCAGAUGACCAUGUGGUCCGGCAAAAGACGCUCUUCUCAUCCCCAUUCAACUGGCCGACAUGGAUAGUAACUAACUGAAGCGCUCCAAGCUCAUUCCUCAUCCGUCUGCCCUGGGUGUCCCCAGCUCGCUCUCCUCCCUGCACGAUGGAAGCUCAGCCUGGUGUAUCAUGGGACUCCAUCAAGGCAGUGACAGGUACAACAUGUGAGGACUGAGAGGUAGCCAUGGAGACUGACAGCUACACCUCCAGCCCAGGCAGUCUGGGGGGAGUGGGAGUCACUGAGGAGCGCGCAGGUGAGGCUUGGUCCAGCAACCCGGCAUCAUGGUACAUGCCGUACUCACUGGGCUUCCAGGUGUCCCUCACUGCCUUUCUCAUGCUAGAGCUGGUGUUGGGUUUCAGCAGCAACCUGACGGUGCUGGUGCUCUACUGCUCCCAGUCUAAUUUAGUGGACUCGGUCAGCAACAUGGUGACAGUCAGUCUGCACGUGCUGGACGUGGCGGUGUGCGUUCUGUGUUUGCCCCUCACUCUGGCGGUCGUGUUGGUGCCUCCUGGGCCCAACCUGGCUCUGCUGUGCUGCUUCCACGAGUCCUGCGUCACGUUCGCCAGCAUUGCCACAGCCGUCAACAUCCUGGUAAUCAGCCUGGACCGAUACGAUAUCUCAGUGCGGCCGGCUAACAGGCUGCUGACGACACGCAGGGCAGCACUGCUACUGGCGGCCGUGUGGCUCACAUCAGUCGCUGUAUUUUUUAUCCCUUUCCUGGAGGAACAAUUGUCUAGGGGUGAAGGAACUGAGAAGAAAGGGCUGGAGACACCAUCGCCAGCGUGGCGUAACCGGACACUCUUGUGCAUAGGCGGGCAUGGCAGUCACUUGACCCUGGGGACAUAUUACCACCUAAUCCUCCAGGUGCCCAUAUUCUUCACCACUGUGACAGUAAUGUUGUUCACCUACUCCAGAAUCCUGAGGGCUCUAAACAUCCGCAUAGGCACGCACAUAAAGAAGAGCCAGAGGUUUAUCGGCCCCUCCUGCACGGGCCUCCACAAGAAACCAAAAAGAAAGAAGACCAAGCUCAAAAUGAUGAAUAGUCCAGCACCAGAAGGAGAGCAGUGCACUACAGAUGGCACCAAACAACGGAGCCACCCUCCCCUCAUACCUUCCUCAUCACCCACUCCCACAGCUACCUCCCCCCCAGCCCUCUCUUCUUCUGCCCCACUGGUGACAUCUGACACAGGUGCUGCCACCCCGAUGCCAGCCACCAUGGGUGUCCAAGCCUCUGUGUCUGCUAUUAUCGCCCUGCGUCGAGCAGUGCGGCGUCAUCGGGAUCGGCGAGAGCGCCAGCGGCGGGUGUUCAGGAUGUCCCUCAUCAUUAUCAGCACCUUCCUCGGUUGCUGGGCUCCCCUGUCUGUGAUCAACAUGCUCAUCCUGGCUAUCGGCCCCAGUGACGCCAUGGUCAGUCUCCGCCUCUGGUUCUUAGUUCUGGCUUACGGCACCACCGUGUCCCACCCUCUGCUCUAUGCCUUCACACGACAGAAGUUGCGGCGUGCCCUUCGUGCCAAGGUUAAAAAGAGGGUGGUGUCCUUGCUUCAGGUGGACCCUUCGCCAGGGGGCACCGUCAUACACAAUUCUUGGGUGGAAAACAGAAAAACCAGUCGUCAGGUGCGGCUCGAAGCAAGCGAGGGUUCCGACCGCUGCCUGGCAGAGGCCCUGUGAGACUAUCCGCACACGUGCUGGCCUGUUUUAAUUAAAAACAAGAGGAUAGUCACAGAUGUGUUCCAUCACCACUAGAGUGUGAAGUUACUAUAAGGAACCACAAAAAAACAUAUGUGCACCUCUGGGAAACAAUUGGAAGGGAACAAUUAGAGCGAGCAAUCACCUGAGGUGGGAUGCAACUGAACACAAUCGUACACAAGCAACUUUCAAGUAUGAAUAUCGUGAUGUUUUCUCUGUCAAAACACAUGUUUACAUAUGGAGUUGUACGAUGGAGCAUACUCACAGCAGUGCUUACAUAACCGCUCCAAGGAAUGUGCUUAGCCAACUGAUGAUCACAUUUACCACCCACUCGGAAGCUCCGAGACAGCUUUAAAAAGAAUGUUGACGCACCUAAAUGUGACCAUGUGAAUAUUUAAAGUCUGUUUGGUAUGACCUCUGCCUUAAUUAUGUGCUUGGCCGUGUUGUUUGUCACGAACACAAUGGGACUCGUUUGGAUAUUCACGAGCAAAGUGUGUGCACAAUGUGUACCACAUUAAAUAUGGUGCUCCGGUUUAAUUAUGUCAGAGUGUAGGAGGUUUAUAUUCAUAGAACGGGAGGCAGAGGAUAAUUAUAAGCACCGAGUGUGAAAUACUCAAAUGCAUUUACCUAAUAAUAAGUUGUUAUUGUUUGGUCAGAUGUUACAGUGUUAUGACGGAAAUGUGCAAAUGUUCUUUCUUCUCUGUGAAUGCAACCUUUUUCUAUCAAAUGAUUACUGGAUGUUGUGGUGUUGACCUUCAGGAAAGAGAACCUGUCCAGAACCAUUUUUCUCCUGCAAAGACAUACAGUUGAUGAGGGGUUUGUACCUGCAGCAGCUUUGAAGCAGGAUGGUUAGCAUAUGAGCACAAAAAUAUUCAUCAAACUGGCAAGAAGUUACAGAUGGGUGAUACCACGACGUUUGAUGAGAAUCGAAGCCCAAGUAAAUGCAAUAGAGCAAAUGAGACGCCCAUAAAACACUCUAAUCAAGCCUGGGCUAUGUCUGUGGCGCUACUGUACAUGAUAUCAAUCUGCUUGAGGAAAUGCUGUCUAUUUUACACCCAUACUAAUGCAACACAAAACAAACGCCUUCCUCACUCACGGUGCAACAAAAAAUAACACAAGUGACAUUUUGCGGGUAUAGAAAUAAAUGUCCACUGAUAGUCCAUGUGGUACAGAUGUGUUCCACGUGUGUUGCUUGUUGUGUUAUUUUUGGUUGCACGGUGAGGUGGGCCUUUGGGGUGAUGAGCUCCUGUUGGUUUGUGAUAAUGAAAGCUGGUUGAAAUUUUUUUAAACUAAUGUUUUGAUCAAAAAUCCGCAAAUGCUAAAUCACGAAUAUGCAGGGAUUGACUGUACACAGCCAGUAUUGCAGAUACCGAUAUUAAUACUUUUUACUUUUUGCAUUUUUCAAGAUCAUUGAAUGAUUGUGAUUUUUGCCGUAAUUAUGUUGAUCAGAAUAAAAGACAGAUUUUAGGCAAAGAAUGUAACAAUAUCAACAAAUUCUUCCCUUGUUCCCUUUUGUUACGUGCAAUUGUUUGAGCAAAAAUAAAGUUAACAAAAUUACUAAGCAAACUACUGUUAGCCCUUAGAGUUUGUCAACAAUACUGUAUGCAUGUUAGGUUAAUUGGCGACUCUAAAUUGUCCAUAGGUGUGAAUGCGAGUGUGAAUGAUUGUCUGUCUGUAUGUGCCCUGCGAUUGGCUGGCGACCGGUCCAGGGUGUACCCCGCCUGUCGCCCGAAGUCAGCUGGGAUAUACUCCAGCAUACCCCUGCGACCCCAAUGAGGAGAAGCGGCAUAGAAAACGGAUGGAUGAAUGGAUAUUUGUACACAACAAAAAACACAGAUAUUUGGGAAUGUAUAGGAGAGAGAACUGAAAAAUGGCCAUCUCAAUAUGCAAGUAUCAAUACGAUACAGCCAUACUUGCAGUGGUAAAAUUGAUAUUUGGCCUCAUCUGCCCACCUUUACAAAAAGUGUGUUGUGAGUGGACACUUGCGGUGCAUUUGUACACACUCUUCAUACUGAAAUAAUUUUACGUCCUCGAACUUUUAUCUUACUCUCAAAACAUUAAAUUUGCACUUUAACGAGUCUGUCUUUUCAUUUAUUAGAAAUGAAAAAGACCAAUAGUAGUUAGAUUGGUUAUUGCCAAUGUAAGAGUAACUUUAUAAUCAUUUACAACUGAUUGCCUCUUUGUAUCAUGCAGACCAUUGUAUCAACAAGCUAUAUUGUCAAAAAGCACUUACUGUAUUUUGUCAUUACAAUUGAUUGUCUUCAUAUUAUUUAUUGCACAUGAUGCACGGCAAAGAUGUUCUUGAACAUCCAUUUGGAGUUUUGCCAUGCUACAGGCAUGCGAUUGUUUUUUUGAAAAUGACACGAUUGUACAUGCUGUAUAUACAAAGGGGAGAAUUUUAAAUGUACAGUACGCACAUGAUGUUACGCAGACAUUUGCAGAUUGUGUUUGCAGCUGGCUGGUCUCAGACGCAGCCCGGACAUCUGGUCCCAUGGCUCGGCUCAACGCUAGCAUCCUGCAAACAUAAAGAGAGCAAGUGUCACUCCAGAGGAGCACCAAAAGAUUGAAAGGUUUAUUAAUAGGACCUGUGUUUGCUCUUGACUUUGUUGUGCGUACUUGUGUGUUCACUGCUCUCGUGCUUGGCACACACACCGGGGCUCAUUGCAGGGGCCAUGGGUUCGUCUCACGCUCACUAUUAACACACUACUGAAUGUAAACACAGCCAGAAGGAUGUAUAUUUAUACUGUAUGUACACACCUAUUUACUGUAUUUUUUCAUGAUGUUGUCAUGUGAAUGUACCGUAUUUUCAUUUGAUUUAAGUUGAAUACGAUAAAUAAACACAAAUUC